AUGCAAUCCUGCGACUGCGCUAGGCCAGAGCAGCACGAAGACGCUGCUUACGAGCCAACGGCAAGGAGCCUGCCUAUCGCCGACAGGUUCAUGAACAGCUACACGAGACCUGUUGUCACCAUUGUGCCGAGCUCGGCAGAACGGAUCACAUGCCUGGAUCGCAGGCCACUGGGCCCCUUUGAGUCCCGACCUUGGGCGUCCACAAUAGUCAAAGACCGCCUCGACAGAAUGUCAUGCUCUUGA
Messenger RNA from Mixia osmundae IAM 14324, 243 nucleotides. RefSeq lists its product as uncharacterized. The record is from RefSeq and is a predicted model, not a curated record. The transcript has 2 exons. Lineage: Eukaryota; Fungi; Basidiomycota; Mixiomycetes; Mixiales; Mixiaceae. The coding region runs from base 1 to 243 and encodes 80 amino acids.